CACGGCUCGUACGGGUUUGCUCUUGGCAUACUCUUAGUUUCCCCCUCGAAACCUCAGUUAUCAGCCGGCUAGUAGUGCACACUCGCUACACAACAUACGGAUCACUACGAUUACCAUUCAAUAACUUUUAAUCCCCAAAUCAUAUUUAUCUGCUCGUAAAUUAAAUACAAAUAUUUUAUUGAUGGAUUAUUUAAAAAAUAGUUAUCACUUUUUACAUUCCAAAAAAAUCGAAAUCAACAAUGUUAUGUCUGAAAAAAAAGUGCAAGUUUGUUUCUUGAUUUGAUAUUAACAGUGUGAAUAAAUUGUUAAAAGUUGCAAGACAUUUUAUUACUCUAUAAAUAAGUGACAGAUACUUUCAUGUGAUGUGUGUCAUUUCAUGCUUGUUUUGUAACAAUGUGCAUUUUAGUUAAAGUUUUUAUUUAAUUCAUCGAAAUUUAUUGAAAACAAUUUAUAAAAAAAUAUAAUAUUUUGUGAUUUUAUGUACUACUAAGUGUAAAAUUUAGUUUGAUUAUAAAGAAUAAUACAUUGUUUUUUGAUUGAUGCGAUGGAGUCGCAACCGCUGAUCGAGACUUCGUCGCAAAAUAGUCAAAAUAUGGUUAUACCAAAGCCAGCAACAAGCAUUCCUAGGCAUAGUAUCGAUUAUAUAUUAAAACGUGCCGGACAAAAACGGACUCAUCAAGAGAGUGAAGAGAUUUCAUUGACAUCGAGGGAUACACAAGAAAGCACUGGAGAAAAUAGUUGUAAUUCGACGGGAGGUGGAAGUGAUGAAGAACUUGGACCAAGAUGUGACGAUGACGCUAAUAGUAGCAACAGUAAAAAGAAACAUCGUCGUAAUCGGACGACCUUCACAACUUACCAGCUCCACGAACUUGAGCGAGCUUUUGAGAAAUCACACUAUCCUGAUGUUUAUUCUCGAGAAGAACUUGCGAUGAAAGUCAAUCUACCAGAAGUUAGAGUUCAGGUAUGGUUUCAAAAUAGAAGAGCCAAAUGGCGGAGGCAAGAAAAAAUGGAAGCUGCGAGGCUUGGUAUAACGGAUUAUCACCAUCCAUCUGGCAUGAGAAAUGUUGGAGGUUCAGCGUUAGGCUUACCUGGAGACCCAUGGCUCACACCUCCAGGACUACUCACAGCACUUCCUGGAUUUUUAGCAGCACCACACACGGGUUACCCCAGUUAUUUAACGUCUCCAAGGCGGCUACCAUCUCCUCCAAACGUUUCAGCAAUUGGAAAUGGUAUUCCAGGUACGUUAAACGGGGGAAUCCCCGGAAUGAACACAGUUGGGCAUACACAAACAUCGCCAAGUCCACCAGGCCACGAUCCAAGAACAUCUAGCAUCCAAGCUCUGAGGAUGAGGGCUAAAGAACAUGUCGAGAGUAUCACCAAGAGCUUACAAAUGGCAGGAUGAAAUUACACCCCUGCUGAUUAUAAAAUACAAGACCAUGUACCUCCACAAAAAGCUAAAUAAUGUCUUUAGAUGAUAUGUUAUGUUAUAAUAAUCCAGGCAUAUUGAUAUGAAAGUGUCAAAAUAUAGUUAUCUACCGUCGUCGCUCUGGACAAAGAAUCUUUAAUCUUAAUCUCGAAUUGAGAGUUGCAAAAACGUGCAAUAAAAUAAAUAGCGACAAAUGACUUUUUAUAAUUUGCGUCAAUCAGAUAAAGACACAAGUGAGAUUGCAAAAGACAUUAAGUGAUUUAUAAAAAAAAAUGUUUAAUCGAUCAAGUACACGCCACCAACUGUUUUAAAUUCAAUAAUUAUUAAUUAGAUAUAACUGAUAUUAAUAAGAUAGAUUUAUGAAAUAAUAAAUUAAUUUGUAUGUAGAGAGUGUGUGAGGUUAAAGUGAAAAUAAUCGCACCGGUUAAAUUAAUUUUUUAAUUUAAAUUAAUCAUGCCGGUCUGAGCGAAUUACUCUAGAAAAAUUUUGGUCUAGAUAUAAAUAAUGAUAAAUCCAAGCAGAAUAAUUGAAAAAUAAUGGUGAAUAUUAAUUGAUAAUAUAAAUAAUAAAACAUUAUGCAGUAUUAAUAAGUUGUAAGACCGAAAAGUGUGAAAAUAAUUGUGUUGCUAAUGAGUAUGUGAUGAGUAUGAAAAUAGAAAUUUAGUGCGUAUGUGAUCUGAUAAUUGUAAAUGAAAACUGUUUUGCUUGUAAUUUGCUCUCACUUAAAAGUGGUUGAGUACCGUUUUACCAUACAUAACUUGGUGAUGACGCACAAUGAAUAGCCGAAUAUAUUAUUAUUAUUAUUUUAUAUUCUGACAAUUGUUGGCGAAGAGUCAUAAACACAUUUUUUGUGAAAUUCAUUAAAUCAACGUUUCUUCUGUUUUUCCCAACAAAAAAUUUCUAUCUGUAUAUAAUUUAUCGAGAUUAAAUAAAAUUUGAUGUACAUAUUUAA
Messenger RNA from Cotesia glomerata, 2378 nucleotides. Its product is annotated as retinal homeobox protein Rx1-like. Gene Ontology annotation, biological process: positive regulation of transcription by RNA polymerase II. Gene Ontology annotation, molecular function: DNA-binding transcription factor activity, RNA polymerase II-specific; RNA polymerase II cis-regulatory region sequence-specific DNA binding. The transcript has 5 exons. Lineage: Eukaryota; Metazoa; Arthropoda; Insecta; Hymenoptera; Braconidae. The coding region runs from base 545 to 1402 and encodes 285 amino acids. The record is from RefSeq and is a predicted model, not a curated record.